This is a messenger RNA of Plodia interpunctella (Indianmeal moth), 3905 nucleotides long. RefSeq names its product TBC1 domain family member 15/17 (gene Tbc1d15-17). Gene Ontology annotation, biological process: activation of GTPase activity. Gene Ontology annotation, molecular function: GTPase activator activity. Bases 151 to 2040 code for a protein of 629 amino acids. The record is from RefSeq and is a predicted model, not a curated record. Lineage: Eukaryota; Metazoa; Arthropoda; Insecta; Lepidoptera; Pyralidae. The transcript has 12 exons.
UUAAAAUCUCGACAUCGGAUAAUUGUUUGAUUGCAAAUUUUGUUGACAAAAUUCUCUCGAAAUAUGGUGUAAACUUAAAAAUUUUUGAUUAUCGCGAGUGUACUUUAUCUUUUACAUUAAUUGACUGACCCAUUGCUGUGAUCCAGCACCAUGUCUGAGAGUUCUGUAGAGGAUUUACCUGAUCAGUGUAAAGACCUAUUCACACAAGAUGGGGUGCUGCUCAAAGCGUGCAUCGGACGGCCGGUCACUGACCUCAACUCUAUUGGCAUGCUGUGCAUCGUCGUCAACCCCGACGGCUCCAAAGGCAUUGAGUGGAGGCCCAAUGACUUGAUCACUAUCGAGUCCGACACGCAAGACCAAGAGUGGGCUGUUGUUAAUACCAUUGGUCGUCGCCAACGCACACUUAGCGGUAACAUGACGUCGGAUUACGCGACAGCCCGAGCCCGAAUCAUAAGGAUUCCACUUCAGGAGCUAAAAACAUUCCGUGUGACGCGCAACAACCAACAAAUGCAGUUCUCAACGAAGCCGGGAGUGUGGCAGACCACCUUCUACUUCCAGCACGGCAACGCGGAGAUAUUCGUGGCUUACCUGAAGAAUCAUGUCAAGACAGCCAAGACCAGACAUGAUAGACACACUUAUGUCGUCGUCGAGCCCAACCCUGAAUCGCAGGUGCUCAACAGAUCGUUCGCGGAGCUGGACAUCUUCACGGAGAACACCACGGACGUGGUGUGGAGCCUCGUGUCCAAUUUCAAGGAGAGGCCCUACAAGACUACGCUGGAGGCCUUCUCCAAACUUACGGAUAUAGUAUAUUACGGCAACGAGGCGACGAAUGGGAAAAGGGACGUGACAGAGGAUGUGGCCGACCUCCUCACGAAGAGUAUGAGUGCUCUCGAGGAGGCCACCACCACGACCAAGAGCGAUGAGUACGAGGUCAUCAGCGUCAAACCCACCUUGCCUCCGCGACCCUCCAUACCGAGAGGCACACCACUGUCUACGGAGAAGUGGGAGGGGCUUCAGGACCCGGAGGGGAGGGUCAUGGAGGUAGACGGGGUCAAACAGCUCAUAUUUAGAGGGGGUAUUGCUCACUCAAUACGACACGAAGUAUGGAAAUACCUGCUUGAUUAUUAUCCAUGGAAAAGCACGCACAAAGAAAUUAAAUAUUUGCGCAAGAAAAAAACCGAAGAAUACUUUUGCAUGAAACUCCAAUGGCGGUCCAUGACAGAAGGACAAGAGGCGAGAUUCACAGAAUAUAGAGAGAGAAAGAGUUUGGUAGAAAAGGACGUCAACAGGACCGACAGAACACACCCGUAUUUUGCAGGCGACAAUAACCCAAAUUUAGCGGUUUUGCAAGAUAUAUUAAUGACAUAUGUGAUGUAUAAUUUCGAUUUGGGUUACGUACAAGGCAUGAGUGAUGUUUUGGCGCCAUUAUUGUUGCUUUUGGACAACGAGGUGGACAGUUUUUGGUGCUUCGUCGGGUUUAUGGAUAAGAUUGUAUCGAACUUCGACAUGGACCAAGCGGGCAUGAAGCAGCAGCUCCAGCAGCUGCAGCAGCUGCUGACGUUCGCGAGCCCCGCGCUGGCGCAGCAGCUGGAGGCGAAGGACUCCGGCAACAUGUACUUCUGCUUCCGCUGGCUGCUCGUCUGGUUCAAGCGGGAGUUCUCCCACAGGGACAUCAUGAGACUGUGGGAAGUGCUGUGGACGGGGUUGCCAUGCGCGAACUUCCAUCUCCUAAUAUGUGUUGCCAUCCUCGACGCUGAGAUGGACGUUAUUAUGAGCAGGGAUUAUGGAUUCACUGAAAUCUUGAAGCACGUAAACGAUCUGUCAAUGUGUCUGGACGUGGACCGGAUACUGAGCUCGGCCGAGGGCAUCUAUCACCAGAUAGUGUCGGCCCCGCACCUCACGGACCAGAUCCGCGUGAUCCUGGGUCUGCCCGCGCUGGGCGCCGCCGCCCUCGGGGACGAUACCACGGACAAGUCCAACGGAACCAGACCCGACAUGGAGGAAGUUAUGUAUCAAAUAGGAUUAGAUAUGAAUUUCUGAGCACGGAUUUACUCGAAUAUGACGGCAUAAAAAUAACGAUCGUACACAAAACAGUUUGGGCGUUGCUAGCAUAGUAUAGCGCAUUGAAUUUCGGGAAGAUAUAGACUGCUGUUGAUAGAUUUUAUAUUUUUGUACAUACACUGUGUUUCAAUUAGUUGUCUGUGGACGUCAGCGGCUAAUGUCAAAUGAUUGAAAAAUUCAUUCGAUUAAAUUCUUGUGUAUAAUGUUAAUUCCUAACUUUUGCUUUUUUAUUACAAUUUAUUUACCUUAAUUGUUCUAUCGAAAAGUAAAGUAAUUUUGCUAUAACUGUAACUAUUUAAAGCAAAAAUAUCCCAAAAUGUAAAAAUGCACGUGCUUUUGUAGAAAAGUUUAUUGGGUUCGACCCACCACUGGGAAAACUGAAGACUCACAGAAUAUAAAUAUAUCAUCUGCUGACCUUGUGUAGCGUGACAAGGAGCUUAUAAUACAUUGGAGUUUUCAACAAGAACAUAAAGAAAUCACGCUCAAACUACUGUGUGAUAAAGAUGGCAAUAUUUUCGUUACAAAAUCAUAUGUUUCAGAUAUUGGAUAUCUUAGACAUAGGCAUGAACCAACGAUGCACGCACGUUUUCAAACUAUUUUCAUUAAUUUUUUAUUCAUAUAAAUGUGACAAAAAUAUUAUUGAUUUGUAUAAGUUUUUCUCAGUCAGUGUUUAAUUUCAUUUUGCGAUUGAACACAAUACGGCUGCCCGUCGUCGGUUCAUGUCUGUUGUGUGAUGUUUACUUUCCUCAAAUAAAUAGAUAUAUGAUCUGGACCACUCUCAGACUAAUAUACACUCUAAGGCCAGCUGAGGGAGUCGCUGCUGUCGAAUAAAUUUGAGAGGUGGCAUUCCGAAAUGAAUUGCCUUAGAUCGCCGGGUCAAAUAUUCUUGUCAUAAAUAUAUACAAAUAAUAUGUAUUUGUAUACAGAAAUAAUAUACAUUUGUAUACAGAAUGACAAGAAUUAAUAUUAUGCAUACAUAUAAAUAUGACAGUAUAGGUACUUACAAUAAAAACAAGUAUGUACUUGUAGUAGACCCGUGUAGUUUCGUGCAAACUCCAAUGUGUUACAAACUUCUCAGUACUUAUUGAAAAAGUCAUUGUAAGGCUCAGUUUACACUGUGCAAUUUAUACGAAAUUAGAUUUUUCUUUUCACUCGUGUUAUCUUAUUCUUUGUCCACAAAAUGGAUUAGUUUAAUUUAGUUUAAUUUCCACAACAUUUCCACUAUCAGUUGAACGACAAAGCCUUUUAUUUAUUUAAAUUUUUUAUAUACUUGAAACUUGACUCUUUAAACUUAAAAAAAUGUCAACCAAUACAUUGCAAGAAUAUAUAAUUAAGAUUUUAUUUAAAAAAUGUGUUGAAAAACAAUAUGGUUGCAUAUUCUUUAUAAAUGCGAUAGCUAUGGCAGACCAUGGAUUUAAUAAGUACUUGUUGUACGGAGUAUCUACUAAUUCCAUGUGGCAGACACGCAGAAUAAAAUAUAAGCACAGAUAUAAUAAUUGAAGAUGUUACACUUGACUUGGCGCUUAUAUUAUUUUAGAAGAAAAAAACGUGCAACUACUUUAUUGUAAGUACUUUAUUUUAUGACAUGUCAAUUAAAUACAAUAUUUUGCAAAUUCAAUAUUAAAAUCCAUGCGCUCUGUGUCUUGCCUAUUUGUAAAUUGAAAAUAAAGUGUUGUGCCACUGUCUUUUGAAAAUUGUGACAUUCCAUGCGAAAAUAUACCUUAGGGAAAAAAUUACGCUUACCAUAGAUUAACAAAAAGAAAUAAAUAUUAAUGCUUACGACGUAUUAUGCGCAUCCUAUGCCUUUCCAAAUAAACUAAACAAAAAAAAAAGUGUUAUGCGCA